GUUAUUCUUGGUGAGAAUUUGACCUCAAAUUGUCCAGAGGUUAUCUAUGAAAUUAAAGAAGAAACACCUGUUUUUUACAAACUCGUUCCGCAUCCUGAGAAGAAUAGCUACAUCUAUCUAACAGCUGGAAAAGAGGUGAGGAGAGUUCGAGUUGCAAACUGCAAUAAGCACAAGUCCUGUUCGGAGUGCCUCACAGCGGCGGACCCUCACUGCGGCUGGUGCCAUUCGCUACAGAGGUGUACUUUUAAAGAUGAUUGUGUACAUUCAGAGAACUCAGAAAACUGGCUGGAUAUUUCAUCAGGAGCUAAAAUGUGCCCCCAAAUCCACAUCUCUCAAAGAAGUAAAGAUAAGAUUACAGUGACAUUAGUGGGAAGCAUCACUCCAAGACACUCGGGGUGCAUGGUGAAGAACGUGGACACUGGCAGGGAGCUCUGCAAAAGUGCGCCCAAUGAGAGCUGCACCUGCAGCAUGCUGACCGCAGCAUCCUACAAAGAUGUUUUAGUUGUCGACGUGACGUUCUCCUUCGGUUCUUGGCAUUUAUCAAAAAGAUUCAACUUUACCAACUGCUCGUCAUUAAGAGAAUGCCCAGCGUGUAUUGGAACUGGCUGUGCUUGGUGUAAAAGUGAGAGAAAGUGUAUCCACCCCUUCACGGCCUGCAGCCCUUCUGAUUACAACAGAAACCAGGAACCUUGUCAAGUUGCUGUUGAGAAGCCGGCACCAUCCAAGACAGCAGGAGGAGGCGGGUUCGAGGGGAAUAAGACGAACAGAACCAACCAGGGCAGGCAGGUCUUCUCUGUUAAGUCCAUUGAGCCACAGAAAAUAUCAACCUUAGGGAAAAGUAACGUGAUAGUCACAGGAGCAAACUUCACGCGGGCGUCUGAUAACAUCGUCAUGAUCCUGAAAGGAACCAGUACUUGUGAUAAGGAUGUAGUACGGGUGAGCCACGUGCUAAAUGACACCCACAUGAAAUUCUCCCUGCCAUCAAGCCGGAAAGAGAUGAAGGAUGUGUGUAUCCAGUUCGACGGCGGGAACUGUUCUUCCGUGGGGUCCUUGUCUUACAUUGCUCUGCCGCGCUGUUCCCUCAUCUAUCCUGCUACCACCUGGACCAGUGGUGGUCAAAAUAUAACCAUCAUGGGCAGAAAUUUUGAUGUAAUUGACAACUUAAUCAUUUCACAUGAGUUAAAAGGAAACAUAAACGUCUCUGAACAGUGCGUGGCGACUUACUGCAGUUUCUUAGCACCCAGUUUAAAGAGUUCAAAAGUGCGUACAAAUGUGACUGUGAAGCUGAAAGUUCAGGAGACCUACUUGGAUUGUGGAAGCUUGCAGUACCUCGAGGACCCCAGGUUUACAGGGUAUCGGGUUGACCCCGAGGUGGACACAGAAUUGGAAGUAAAAAUUCUGAAAGAAAAUGACAACUUCAACAUUUCCAAGAAAGACAUUGAAAUUACUCUCUUCCAUGGGGAAAAUAAGCAGUUAAAUUGCAGCUUUGAAAACAUUACUCGAAAUCAAGAUCUCACCACCAUCCUCUGCAAAAUUAAAGGCAUCAGAGCUGCAAGCAGCAUUGCCUCCUCGUCCAAGAAAGUUCACGUCAAACUGGGAAACUUGGAGUUCGAUGUCGAGAAGGAAUCAGUUGCUUCCCCUCUGUACUUUCUGAUUGGCCUUCCCAUCUUGCUCGUCAUGGUCAUCUUUGCAGUGGCCGUGGGGGUGACCAGACACAAGUCGAAAGAGCUGAGUCGCAAGCAGAGCCAACAGCUGGAGCUGCUGGAGAGCGAGCUCCGGAAGGAGAUCCGAGACGGCUUUGCUGAGCUGCAGAUGGAUAAAUUGGAUGUGGUUGAUAGUUUUGGAACUGUUCCCUUCCUUGACUACAAACAUUUUGCUCUGAGAACUUUCUUCCCCGAGUCAGGUGGCUUCACACACAUCUUCACUGAAGAUAUGCAUAACAGAGAUGCCAAUGACAAGAAUGAGAGACUCACAGCUUUGGAUGCCCUAAUUUGUAAUAAAAGUUUCCUUGUUACUGUCAUCCACACCCUUGAAAAACAGAAGAAUUUUUCAGUGAAGGACAGGUGUCUGUUUGCCUCCUUCUUAACCAUCGCACUGCAAACCAAGCUGGUCUAUCUGACCAGCAUCCUGGAGGUACUGACCAGGGACCUGAUGGAACAGUCCAGUAACAUGCAGCCUAAACUCAUGCUGAGGCGCACUGAGUCCGUGGUUGAAAAACUCCUCACAAACUGGAUGUCCGUCUGCCUUUCUGGCUUCCUGCGGGAGACGGUUGGAGAGCCGUUCUAUUUGUUGGUGACGACUUUAAACCAGAAAAUAAACAAGGGUCCCGUAGAUGUGAUCACGUGCAAAGCCCUGUACACCCUUAACGAAGACUGGCUGCUGUGGCAGGUCCCGGAAUUCAGCACUGUGGCGUUAAACGUCGUCUUUGAAAAGAUCCCGGAAAACGACAGUGCAGAUGUCUGUCGGAAUAUUUCAGUCAAUGUUCUUGAUUGUGAUACUAUAGGCCAAGCCAAAGAAAAGAUUUUCCAAGCAUUCCUCAGCAAAAACGGCUCUCCUUAUGGACUUCAGCUGAAUGAGAUUUGUCUUGAGCUUCAGGUGGGCACGCGGCAGAAAGAACUCCUGGACAUCGACGGCUCCUCCGUGAUCCUGGAAGACGGAAUCACCAAGCUAAACACCAUCGGCCACUACGAGAUAUCAAAUGGAUCCACUAUAAAAGUCUUUAAGAAGAUAGCAAAUUUUACUUCAGAUGUGGAAUACUCGGAUGACCACUGCCAUUUGAUUUUACCAGAUUCGGAAGCAUUCCAGGACGUGCAAGGAAAGAGACAUCGAGGGAAGCACAAGUUCAAAGUAAAAGAAAUGUAUCUGACAAAGCUGCUGUCGACCAAGGUGGCAAUCCACUCUGUGCUUGAAAAACUUUUUAGAAGCAUUUGGAGUUUACCUAACAGCAGAGCCCCGUUUGCUAUAAAGUACUUUUUUGACUUUUUGGACGCCCAGGCUGAAAACAAGAAAAUCACCGAUCCUGAUGUCGUACAUAUUUGGAAAACAAACAGCCUUCCUCUUCGCUUUUGGGUCAACAUCCUGAAGAACCCCCAGUUCGUCUUUGACAUUAAGAAGACGCCGCACAUAGAUGGCUGUCUGUCAGUGAUCGCCCAGGCAUUCAUGGACGCGUUUUCUCUCACGGAGCAGCAACUCGGGAAGGAAGCACCAACUAAUAAACUUCUCUAUGCCAAGGAUAUCCCAACCUACAAAGAGGAAGUAAAAUCUUAUUACAAAGCAAUCAGGGAUUUGCCUCCAUUGUCACCUUCAGAAAUGGAAGAAUUCUUAACUCAGGAAUCUAAGAAACAUGAAAAUGAAUUUAAUGAAGAAGUGGCCUUGACAGAAAUCUACAAAUACAUCGUAAAAUAUUUUGAUGAGAUUCUAAAUAAACUAGAAAGAGAACGAGGGCUGGAAGAAGCUCAGAAACAACUCUUGCAUGUAAAAGUCUUAUUUGAUGAAAAGAAGAAAUGCAAGUGGAUGUGAGCACUGGCUUAAUCUGGCAAAGUUCUUCAGACGACCUGGGAGCAAAAUGGCUGCUUGAGCUACUCUGUGUCGUUAAUUUUUUAAGUUUGCACAUAGGUUCCACUCUGAGCACUGUCUGUAAGAGACCAAGGCACAUGCACAGCUUUUAGAAAGCAUACCAACUAUUGUGCCUGUGUGUGUACAGGGAACCCUUCUGUAAAUAGAGCUGAAGUGGUUGUUGCAAACAGCCUCCUUGUUUACAGAGAAUACGGGGCCAGUAAGCAAGUGUCAGUAUUGUAACUCAGUCUCCACUUAAGCACAAUGAUACAAGUGGUUUUGUUUGAAAACUAGUUAUGUACCACUUGUGACUACACUGCAGCUCUGCAGAAAAGGGACGCUGCCAGUGAUUGAAACAGAAUGUGAAAGUACAUUGGAAACAAGGUGGAGGUGUUAGGGCAACCUGGAAGGUUCGCAGCAUUGAAACUUUCCCCGGUAGUUCUUGGAAAAGCUGGCUGCAGAAUUUGGUAGUGUGUACACUUAGCAUUUGUGAGUGUGUGUGCGUGUGUGUUUUUAAACCAAAAACUAACAGUGUUGCAACAUUGUUGAAAGGGCUGUGUUUUUCAGUGGUCACUCCAUCCACCUCGCCUCCAUUUCACUAAGGGACUCUAAAGCAAGGAGCAACAGGCUUCAUGGAAAUGCAACAGCAUUUUACCCAGACACUUUGUCUCAUUUUAUUUUUUGCAAACUAAAUGUAUUUGAUGGUGGACAUGGUGGAUGUUUAAGAAAAAUCAUUAGUUAACUUCGAUCAGAUCUGUGGAAGAGUAACUCACUCCCCUAAUCCUACAGUUCUAUCCUAGUGUCUCCUUGCUUUAGAGUUCUAGUGAACCCUGUGGUUAUAAAUACUUGUGUGUGAUUCAAAAAAAAAAAAAGAAAAGAUACAUUUUACAUUUCAUGAAAUUGCUGUUCACACUGGAGUAUUAUAUAUGAAUAUAUAUAUAUUUGAGGCCCAAGGCCUGAAAAAUAUUAGUAUAAAACUUGGUAUCUUAGUCUUACUAUGUACUUUUUGAAAGUAUUCCUCACAAGAGAAAGAAUUAAAAAUACUUAUUUUAUCCAUGCCUUUCUUUUUAAAGAAUUCCUAUCCAGUUUACACUGUAGUCUUUUUAUUGAUGAUUUCUAUUCCUGAAUUUUUGCUGCUUAUGACCAAUUUUAAUACCACUGUGUUUUCCUCCUAGUCAGUCAGAAGGAAAGUGUAAUUGGCAACUCUCAGACUUUCCUUGGGGCACCUUCUACCCUUGGUGCUCCACUUCCCAGACUGAGGAAAGGCAUUUCUUCACUUAGCAAAUACAACAUUGAUCACACAUUCCUUAAAAUCACUUGCCAACACUGUAUGGGAUAUCAGGAUUAACUGUGAAUUUGUCUUAGAUAAAUGCAAUUUCUCUUGCUCCUCAAUAUCUGGUAAAGAGUCAGAGGUGACAACUCAACAAACUGUCAGAGAAAAUAAGCAGUUAUUGCCCUGACAGGUACCUUCCCAAUCCGUCGCUUUUCGCCAUUGUCUGUUCAAUGGACACACCUCAAAAAACUACCAAAUAGGUUACUUACAAGUAUUAAGGUGAGAGGUCUGGCCCCUAUCUAAGGCUGCUACAGUCUUGAUGUGAAAGCGUCUGUAAGAGAACAGUAGCAGGAGAGUUGAGAGCCAACGGUAGGAGAGUUGCCCAAAAGACUUCCCCUUCUUUAGGGUACAGAAAUGCUAAGGAAACUCAAAGGAACAGCUACAGCUUUCUCUGACUACUUAGUGAAAGCUCCAUGAGGAUGUCCCUGUCCAGCUCUGUGGUGCGAGUCCUGUGUGGAGACUCACCUCCGCUUCCAGGAACUGCUGCUGGGAACUUUGGGCAAGUCACUUACCUCUUUGUGCCUCAAUUUCUGUAUAAUAUUUCUAUCCUACCUCACUGAGGUGGCGUGAAGAUUCACUAAUAUAUGUAGCGUGUUUGUCAAUCCUCCAGUGAAAAGCACUAUCUAGAUCACAUUUUUGGGUCCCAUUAGCCAAAUGCAGUAAAUGGCCAAAUUAGACAUGUGCUGGAGACAAUCAGUCACUGGAUCUACAUUAAACAGCAACAGAGAAACAAACUGCAAACAAUUUAUAUUUUUAAGUUUCUUUGACUAUUUUUUUUGGUGCAAAACCAUUUAUAAACUUUUUUUUCCUAACACUAGUGUCUACAGCAGCACUUAAAAAUUGUUACCUUUUCCGUAAUAGGGAUUUAGAGUCUAUUUCUUAUUGUAUACCUGAUUGAAGCUGUUCUUGGAGAUGAAUGUUUUAAAUGUCUAUAUCCAAAAAUAAACAUUUUGAUGUAAAUAUG
Molecule: messenger RNA, 5852 nt
Organism: Myotis lucifugus (little brown bat)
Lineage: Eukaryota; Metazoa; Chordata; Mammalia; Chiroptera; Vespertilionidae
Gene: PLXNC1
Product: plexin C1
Exons: 29
Biological process (GO): regulation of cell migration; semaphorin-plexin signaling pathway involved in axon guidance; regulation of cell shape
Cellular component (GO): semaphorin receptor complex
Molecular function (GO): semaphorin receptor activity
Source: RefSeq, a predicted model, not a curated record